This is a messenger RNA of Sitophilus oryzae (rice weevil), 1958 nucleotides long. It is a transcript of the gene ebi, whose product is annotated as F-box-like/WD repeat-containing protein TBL1XR1. Gene Ontology annotation, cellular component: histone deacetylase complex. Gene Ontology annotation, biological process: regulation of transcription by RNA polymerase II. The coding region runs from base 93 to 1568 and encodes 491 amino acids. The record is from RefSeq and is a predicted model, not a curated record. Gene Ontology annotation, molecular function: transcription corepressor activity; protein binding. The transcript is spliced from 8 exons. Lineage: Eukaryota; Metazoa; Arthropoda; Insecta; Coleoptera; Curculionidae.
UGGAGUUUGACAGUUUGAGGCUAUACUUUUUAAUCCUUGUUUAUUGUAUUGUAGUUUUUUCAAUGUAAUUAAAUAAAAUACAAGAAUUCAAUAUGAGUUUUACAAGUGACGAGGUAAAUUUUCUUGUAUACCGUUAUCUUCAAGAAUCAGGUUUUCAGCAUUCCGCUUACACUUUCGGCAUAGAAUCUCAUAUAUCACAGACUAACAUUAAUGGAGCUCUAGUGCCUCCGGCAGCACUACUUAGCAUUUUACAGAAAGGUCUACAAUAUACGGAAGCGGAAAUUAGCAUUGGGGAAGAUGGAACUGAACAAAAAUUAGUGGAAGAUUUAAGUCUUAUAGAUGCUGUUAUGCCUGAUGUAGUGGCAGCCAAACAAAAUCAACAAAACCAACAGAAACAAGUUAUUAAAAAUGAGGGAACUGAAGCAAACGGGGAAGAAGUGGUGGCAUCGACUAAAAAUGAAAAUAUGGAGGUAGAUACUACAUUAGAAGUACCUUCUUCUAAAGCAACAGUUCUAAGGGGACAUGAGUCUGAGGUAUUCAUUUGUGCAUGGAAUCCAACUAAAGAUUUGUUAGCGAGUGGUUCUGGGGACAGUACAGCUAGAAUCUGGGAUCUGAGUGAUGGUGUCAUGUCCAAAUACCGAUCACAGCUUGUAUUGAGACAUUGUAUAAGAAAAGGAGCAACAGAAGUUCCGAGCAAUAAAGAUGUGACAUCCUUGGAUUGGAAUUGCGACGGGAGCUUGUUGGCCACAGGUAGUUAUGAUGGUUAUGCCCGAAUUUGGAAUACAGAUGGAAUGCUUGAAAGUACUUUAGGACAACACAAAGGUCCUAUUUUUGCUCUAAAAUGGAAUAAGGGCGGAAAUUACAUAUUAUCUGCAGGGGUAGAUAAGACUACGAUCAUUUGGGACGCUGCCAGUGGAGAAUGUACCCAGCAGUUCAGUUUUCACAAUGCGCCUGCCCUCGAUGUUGACUGGCAAACAAACACUUCUUUUGCUUCAUGUUCAACAGAUCAAUGUAUACACGUAUGCAAAUUAUCCAUUGACAAGCCAAUAAAGUCUUUUCAAGGACAUACUAACGAAGUGAACGCGAUCAAAUGGGACCCGCAAGGCAACCUACUGGCCUCCUGUUCAGACGACAUGACCUUGAAGAUUUGGUCGAUGAAACAGGACACCUGCGUCCACGAUCUCCAGGCGCACUCCAAAGAAAUCUACACCAUCAAGUGGUCGCCGACCGGACCGGGCACUGCCAACCCCAACAUGAACCUGAUCCUGGCCUCGGCCAGUUUCGACUCGACGGUGAGACUGUGGGACGUCGAGAGAGGCGCUUGUAUUCACACGCUGACGAAGCACACGGAGCCGGUUUAUUCUGUGGCCUUUAGCCCCGACGGCAAGUUCUUGGCGAGCGGAAGCUUCGACAAGUGCGUCCACAUCUGGUCCACCCAGUCGGGCCAAUUGGUGCACAGCUAUAAAGGUACGGGGGGCAUAUUCGAGGUGUGUUGGAACUCGAGGGGCGACAAAGUGGGGGCGAGUGCUUCGGACGGAAGCGUUUUUGUUUUAGACUUGAAGUUGUAAUUUUAGGUUAUGUGUACGGCAACUUUCUGUUAGAUGUGAAGGAAUACCAAGGCCUAAACACAUGCUAAAUUGUAAUUGAAUAUAACAAACGAUGUCCAAAUAAUAACGCAUAAGCUUCAUUCAAAACGUCGAAAUUGGUGGAAUAAAUGAGUGGUUUCAAUUAGCGUAGAAGUUUGUUCCUAAAAUUAGUGAUGGUCAUUUUCAAUUAGUAGAAAACGUUAAGAAACUUUUAAUAGUCCAAGAUCCCAGAGCGAUCAGACAUAACUUACUUUCACAAGGAAUGAAACCUUCCCAAGUAACAUUUUAAGUUCCUUUAGGUUAUAUAUUCUCAAGGUUAGUUAUAUAAAGGUUUAAUAAAUGUCUCAUUGGUAUCUUACAGUGUUUUGAUUU